Raphanus sativus (radish) is the source of this 1452-nucleotide messenger RNA. Its product is annotated as phytochromobilin:ferredoxin oxidoreductase, chloroplastic. Bases 186 to 1154 code for a protein of 322 amino acids. The transcript is spliced from 8 exons. The record is from RefSeq and is a predicted model, not a curated record. Gene Ontology annotation, biological process: phytochromobilin biosynthetic process. Lineage: Eukaryota; Viridiplantae; Streptophyta; Magnoliopsida; Brassicales; Brassicaceae. Gene Ontology annotation, molecular function: cobalt ion binding; phytochromobilin:ferredoxin oxidoreductase activity.
AAUCAUAUCCAGUUCUAUUCUUCUUCCUCAUUUUCUUUUCUCCAGGAGUUGAGCUUCGUUCUUGAUUAAGAUAUUUUUAGUUUCGGUGAAGAAUUUGAAGAGUCUUCAAGAAAGGGACAGAGGAAGGAGUCAUUAGAUUCACUUAUACUUGUGUGUGUUGAGUUUUGUAAAUUAGCUUUUAUCAAAUGGAGUUAGGAUCUUCAAUUGGGCCGUGCUUCAAGUCAGCAAACCCUCCUGUACUAACCUCUAGGAACACCAAUCUCACGUUGAGAAGGAGAAGUCAAAGAUUCUCAUUCAGCGUCUCUGCUGUUUCGUAUAAGGACUUCGCCGAGUCUGCUCUGCAAGAAACCAGGAAAAGGCUCGUUCUUGAGCCUUCACCUCUCCAGGAAAGGUACAGUAGCAUGACUGGACUUGAUGGGAAAACCCAACUUGAAAUGCUUGCUUUCAAGUCUCCAAAGAUUAGACUGUUGCGGAGCAUGGCCAUUGAGAACGAGACGAUGCAGGUUUUUGACUUUGCUGGUUUCAUGGAGCCUGAGUAUGACACACCUAUAUUCUGUGCUAACUUCUUCACAUCUGCCAACACCAACAUAGUGGUGCUGGACCUGAAUCCUUUGCAUCAGUUGACUUACCAGACAGAUUACCAAGACAAGUAUUACAAAAACAUAAUGUCCAUAUACCACAAAUAUGAUGAGAUUUUCCCAUGGGGAGGUAAACUAACCGGUGAAUCCAUAAAGUUUUUUUCACCUUUGGUGAUGUGGACCAGAUUCUCGUCUAGCCAAGAGAAGCACAAGGCUUUGUUCACUGCGUUUCUUGAAUACUAUCAGGCAUGGUUUGAGAUGACGAUACAAGUGAAGGAGGAGAUGGAGCCAUCUCAGGUGAGAGCUAAUCGUGAAGCACAGCACAAGUACCUGACAUGGCGAGCACAAAAGGAUCCUGGACAUGGUCUUCUUAGAAAACUAAUUGGUGAAGCUAAGGCAAAGGAGUUGCUGAGAGAUUUUCUGUUCAAUGGGGUGAAUGAGUUGGGCACAAAAACAUUCAUUGAUUACUUUCCAGAGUACCAAACAGAAGAUGGAGCUGUGAGUGACAAAAGAAGCAUCGUUGGGAAGUCUUUUGAAACUCGGCCAUGGGAUUCAAAUGGGCUAUUCAUCGGCUAAACAACAGCAGAACAUGAAGUGAACUUGAGGAAGUAGGAGGAAUAAGAAAAAAAACAGCAAGAAGAGUCUCUCUCAGCUAUGUGUGUUAAUACUUUAGUAAGCAUCUUCAUAUGAGUGUUUUUGAGUUACCAACACUGGUUAGUUAAUGUGUUGUUACCAUUGUUUAUACUCUGUUGGUAAAUUGCAUGAUUGUCAUCACCAUUUUUUUUUCCUUUCCAUUAGAUAUAUCAACAAUCAAACUGUUUGCAGUUUAUAUUUAUGAUUUUGUAUUAUUUAUCAAGCUGUUAUUGUUUAUUCC